AUGGUUGAUGCGCGGCCAGGCGCCUUGGCACUGUCUGGCCGCGCGUUCUGCUGGGCUGCUGCCGAGCUCAUGGCUGUGGAAGGCCACGCCGUGCUGGGAGUAGACGGCCCCUCACUGGAGGAGGUCGUGCUGCAGAACAGCAGCCAGUUCUACCGGUGGCACACAGAGCUGGAGGCAGCACGAACCCUGGAAACAGAGCAGAAGUACCGGAAUUAUGCAGAUGCGCUGAAAGGCCACCUUACCUCUUGCAAUCACCUUCUUGAAAAGGUGGACAGCACGCUGCAAGGCUUCGACACGCUCAAGACACAGCACAGGAACGUGAGCGCCAAGACGCGGGCGCUGCACGAAAGCUGCGAGCGGCUGGUGGACGAGAAGGAGCGCCUGGUCGAGUUUGCCGAGGCCCUGCGCGCCAAGCUGGCCUACUUUGACGAGCUGGAGCGCAUCGCCUCGCAAUUCCACUCCGGCGUCAUGGCUGUCGACUCGGACCACUUCCUGCCCAUCCUCCACCGCCUGGACGAGUGCAUCACGUAUGUGGCGUCCAACCCCCAGUAUGCAGACUCGACAGCCUACGCCGGCAAGUUCCGGCAGCUGCAUGGGCGCGCGCUGGCCACAGUGCGAGCCAAGGUCCAGCAGGUCAUGCGCCAUGCAUCAGAGCAGGUUCAGGCGGCAAUUGUAGAGGCGAAAGCUUCCAGCAGCGGGCGCCGCAAGCCAGAGGGCGGCAGUGGCGCGGCGGCCAAUGGCCUGGUCCGGAGCGGGUCGGGAAACGCCAAAGUGCCUCUGGCGGAGGGCGCCGAGACAGCGCUCCUGUACGUGCGCUUCCGCGCUGCCGCAGAGCCCGGCCUCAAAGGGUUGCUGGCGGGCGUGGCGGCGCGCGCGAAGCGGCCGGAGUAUGCGCAGCUGCUGACGGACUGCCAGCGCGUGUACUGCGAGGUGCGCCUGGGCCUGGUGGCCGAGAUUACCGCCGACAGGAUUGCCGAGUACGCGCGCGAACCGCUGCCCUCCCUCACGCGCUCCGGCUGCUCCUACCUCAUGCAGGUGUGCCAGAUGGAGCACCAGCUGUUUGAGCACUUCUUCCCGGAGUCUGACAGCGACAGCGGCGCGCUGGCGCCCCUGAUGGACCCCCUGUGCACCGUCCUGUACGACGCCCUUAGGCCCGUCUUCAUCCAGCUGCAGAGCCUGGACGAGCUCUGCGGCCUCGUCGACAUCCUCCAGCAUGAGGUGUUGGAGGAGCAGCUGGGGCGGAGAGGGGAUGCAGUGGCGCCGCUGAGGCCUGUGCUGCUGCGCACGCUGGCAGACAUCCAGGAGAGGCUCACCUUCCGAGCACAAGCCUUCAUCAAGGAGGAGGUGACAGGCUUCCAGCCAAAGGCGGAGGAUCUGGACUACCCCAACAAGCUGGUGCGCUUGGCUGAGCAGCCGGACGCGGCCGUGCCAGACUCCCAUGCCGAUUCCCUGAAUGCCUACACGACCUGGUACCCUCCGGUGCAGCAGACUCUGCUCUGCCUCUCCAAGCUCUACCGCUGUGUGGAGGCCAAGGUCUUUGCGGGCCUUGCGCAGGAUGCUGUGUCAUCAUGCGCUGCGACUGUACAGAUGGCUGCUCGCGCUGUGGGCCGCAGAUCGUCCUCCAUGGAUGGGCAGCUCUUCCUCAUAAAGCAGCUGCUCAUCCUCAGGGAGCAGAUUGCUCCCUUUGAGGCGGACUUCUCUGUCACAGAGAAGGAUCUGGACUUCACCCACAUGCGUGAUCACCUGAGGAGAAUACUUGCAGGCAUGCUUUCUCUUCCAGGAGCUCCCAGAUUGAUGGAGAAUUUGAUUGACAGCAAGAAGGAGCUGGAGAAGCUGCUGAAGGCGACGUGUGAGGUGUUCAUCAUGGCAGUGACCAAGCUGACGGUGGAGCCCAUGCUGAGCUUCAUCACCAAGGUCACCGCCGUGCGCGUCGCCUCCUCCCUAAACCCUGGCCGCCGCCUCCGCGAACAGGCGUUCGCUGCACCGGAGCGACUGGAGGAGAUGGCGGUGCGCGUGCGCGAGGCGCUGCAGAAGGAGCUGCCGGCCGUGGUGGCCAAGAUGCGGCUGUACCUGAACAACCCGGCCACGCACGCCAUCCUCUUCAAGCCCAUCAAGUCCAACAUCGCCGAAGCGCACGGUCAGAUCGCGUCGCUGCUCGAGUCGGAGUACACACCUGAGGAGGCGGCCCGAGUGCCGCUCACCUCACCUCAGCAGCUCGCGGCGCUCCUGGACAGCUUGUGCUGA
This is a messenger RNA of Coccomyxa subellipsoidea C-169, 2244 nucleotides long. RefSeq names its product Sec34-domain-containing protein. NCBI's taxonomy places the organism in Eukaryota, Viridiplantae, Chlorophyta, Trebouxiophyceae, Coccomyxaceae. Gene Ontology annotation, biological process: intra-Golgi vesicle-mediated transport; Golgi organization; intracellular protein transport. The coding region runs from base 1 to 2244 and encodes 747 amino acids. The transcript is spliced from 14 exons. Gene Ontology annotation, cellular component: cis-Golgi network; COG complex; membrane. The record is from RefSeq and is a predicted model, not a curated record.